UGGUAUUGUGCAGCUUGUAGUGAGGAUGGCGCUCUGGUCUUGCUCUCAGGGUCUUGGCUCGGCUGAGGAGGAUGAGAAACAGGGUCUGACUCUUACAUCGUUGCAGCAUCUGUCAGAAACACAGACCCAUGGUCAAGGGAUUGAAUUAAUCUGUCAAAAACAAAAAGAGUUUGUGAAGAUCUCUGUAGAAUCCAAAUGGAAUCUAGUGGAAGCCCAGCAGCAACUUGGUAGUUUAGCACUGCAUAAUUCAGAAUCCAUGGAUCAGGAAUAUGCCAAAGUACAAACUGAAGCUUCAGAACUGAGAGAGAGAGAAGAAGAGUGGAGAAGAAAAGAAGAAGUGCUAAAACAGAGGGAAAGACAGGAUGUAUGGAAUACAGAAUCCAUUAGUAAGGAGGUAUUUAAUAAGAGUUUUAUUAGUCAAAAUAAAAUAAAAGAAGUAGAAGAUGAAGACAUAUCUAAAUCAUUUAUGCAGAAGCAUGAACAAAAGAUUAGAUACUUUGGUAUGUUGGGCAGAUGGGAUGACAGUCAAAGAUUUUUGUCUGACCACCCAUAUCUUGUAUGUGAAGAAACAGCUAAGUAUCUCAUCUUAUGGUGUUUCCAUCUAGAAGCUGAGCAGAAAAGAGCUCUGAUGGAACAAAUAGCACACCAAGCAGUUGUAAUGCAGUUUAUUAUAGAAAUGGCCAAAAGUUGUAAUGUGGAUCCAAGAGGCUGUUUUCGUCGAUUUUUCCAAAAAGCCAAAGCAGGGGAAGAAGGGUAUUUGGAAGCUUUUAAAACUGAGCUUGAAGCAUUCAAAUCAAGAGUGAGAAUCUAUUCCCAGUCAAAAGCCCUUGAAGCUGUUUCAGUACAGAAUCCCAGUGACUAUACUGGUUUUGUAGAAGGGCUGGAGUACUUGUCACAGGAUGCAGAUGGUCUACAAGCUUGCAUAAACACAAGUUUCUGCAAUUUAAACUCAGUGGUACAAAAAGACGAAGAACCCAAAAUGAUGGACACAGUAUAGCAUUGUUAAGACUGAGGCCAAGUACUUUUUUUUAUUACAAAGAAAAGAAAAUGGCUAUUUUCUUGACAGGUUUUUAUGGGUCCUGCACUUUAUUUUUUGGUGCUUUGAGGGAGGAUUUGGAGGGAGGGUAAUCUAGAAAUACUUGUAAUACUGUUUCAAAAUGUGCUGCUAGGUUUUUUGGUCAUCUAUGAAGAGUGGGGUUCUCAUUGCCAAAUGUGAAAAUUGAUGUGUUUUAUGCUAUUGCCUUUCAUGAUUUUGAGUAUUAAAGUAUGAAAAAGAAAUCUGCACAAAUACAAUGUUUACAAAAAGUGGUAGAUUUUUGGUGGAAUCUGCUAUCAUCUCUUAUUAGACAUGGGCAUGUUCCAUGAAUAUUGGAGAUCACAAUUAUACUUUUGCUAUAUUGCUGGUAUAGCUCUCAAAAUCUGGUUUUAUUAUUAAUAGCAAUAAAUCGGUAUGCUAUCA
This is a messenger RNA of Tinamus guttatus (white-throated tinamou), 1459 nucleotides long. RefSeq names its product hsp90 co-chaperone Cdc37-like 1. Gene Ontology annotation, cellular component: cytoplasm. The record is from RefSeq and is a predicted model, not a curated record. Gene Ontology annotation, biological process: protein folding; protein stabilization. Gene Ontology annotation, molecular function: protein-folding chaperone binding; heat shock protein binding. NCBI's taxonomy places the organism in Eukaryota, Metazoa, Chordata, Aves, Tinamiformes, Tinamidae.